GGUUGAAGGCGGUAGCGUCGGACGUUCCUCACCAUUCUAUAGAAACUAUCAACUCGCGUAAGUGACGGUAAAAUGUAACCAACUUGGCGAAAUGUGUCGUUCGUGAGUCGUUACUUGGUGGAUGUGUCAGCAAUGGAGUCUCUACUCAACUUAGUUUUGAUGGGAUUACUGGCCCUCUUGAAUGGGGCUGGAGGUCUGAGAGAUGUGGUGAUCCGCGUCCCCGUGGCUGUCCCUACAGGAGCGACCGCCUCCUUGCUCUGCCUCUACGACCUAGAGGGCGACCAGCUCUACACUGUCAAGUGGUACAAGGGCAAGCAGGAGUUCUUCAGGUAUGUGCUCAAGGAGCUUCCGCACACCCGAGUAUUCGCACUGCCUGGAAUAAAUGUCGACGUGGUGGCUUCAGGCACGGAGAUGGUUGUUCUAGAGGAUGUGCAGAGGUCAUUGACGGGGAAGUACAAAUGUGAAGUAUCCACAGACGCACCUGACUUCCAUACUGAGAUUGUCUCCGCCUUCAUGCACGUUGUUGACGAGCUACAAGGGGAGCCAAAUAUAAAGUUAGAGAAGAAUAGCUACUCUGUGGGAGAUGUUCUGAGAGGUAACUGCUCCUCACCUCCCUCCAACCCUCCAGCCAACGUGACAUGGUACCUUAAUGGAGAGAAGGAAGAGCCUAGCCUGGUGACACACCAGUCAGGUCUCAACGGCACGGUGACAGUGUCUGCACUCUCUAUGGAGUUGUCUGCUGACAGUUUCCCUGGGGGCAAGCUGCAACUCCGCUGUAUCGCCGACCUCUUCUCCAUCACCCAGACGGCUAGAGAGAUGUGGCUGGACGAAGACAGGCCUCGGAUUGCGUCUGUCAUGGGGUCACGAGACUCUGCUGAUAGAAGUAUGGCCAGUUCUACAUUACUUCUACAGACAGCGCUUUUAGCACUGUUAGGCUGCAACAGAUAGCAUCAUGUCUGCGAGAUGUAAUCAAAUGGCUGUGAGCUCUUCGGACUGUGUCUACCUGUGUCCCGGUGUAA
Molecule: messenger RNA, 1019 nt
Organism: Macrosteles quadrilineatus (aster leafhopper)
Lineage: Eukaryota; Metazoa; Arthropoda; Insecta; Hemiptera; Cicadellidae
Exons: 6
Coding region: 133-948 (271 amino acids)
Source: RefSeq, a predicted model, not a curated record